AUAAUAAUCUAAAUGAAUAUAAAAUAUAUAUUAAUCAAUUAUAUUUGGAAUCACAAAUACAAAUGAAUCUUCAACAAUUUAUUGAUCAAAUGCCUAUUAUUAUUCAAUUUAUAGAUUUUAAAACUGAAUUAUAUCGACAAAUAAAUUUAGAAACAUCUCUUAAAAUUUUACAACAAACUCUAAAUUCAUUACCAUUUUUAAAAAUAACAAAAUUAAUCUAUGAUCUUAGUCAAUUUUAUCGUCUUCUACAUCAAAAUUAUUCAAAAUUAAUUGAACAAAAUGAAUUUUUAACAAUAACAUUACAAGAAUUAUAUGAUCGAGGUCAAAAAUAUUAUAAUAAUUCUAAUUAUCAACAAAAUAAAAAUGAAGAUAAAACACAUCGAUCAAUUAUUGAAAAUGGAAUUGAAGCUGUCAAAAUUUAUCAUCAAUUUUCUAAUGGUUUUAUUCGACCGGGUGCUUGUGAUGAAACUCAACAUUUUUCAAUCAUUACAUUUGAUACACCAGUUAGUUAUUUAGUUACAAAUGAAAAUCAUGACGAAGGCGAUAUUAUUAUGCGCAUACUCAGUGUCUUAGUUGAUUAUCACAAUAGUUUAUUAGACUUAUUGGAAGAUGAAUUAAAAAAUAAUGAAAAUCAUACUGUUGGUUCUCUGAGAAACUUGAUCAAAGAAUUAACAUCAAAAAAUAUCUCAAUUUUACAAAUUGCAAAUGAUAAUACAGGCGUAAUUAAUUUGAAUGAAAAAGAUUGUCUAUGGAUUGAACAAUUAUCUCAAGCAAGUCUUAUUCAUAAUACAGAACAAUACUUCAUUACAUCAGGUUCACGAAUAAAGUUUGAUUUUGUCUAUAUUCAAUCACAGAUUAUUCGAACAUAUCUUCUAUUUUGUCGAAUCGAUUAUCAUCAUUUUAUUCAAAAAUAUCAAUGUCACACAAAAAGAAAAUCAACAAUAAAUGUUGAAUAUUUAAAUCUCGAUAAAAAAUAUUUGAUUCGAUUAAGUGAUGAGCAACUUGAAAAUGAAUGGAAUCAUUUGAAAGAUAUUUUAUUAGAUAAACUUUAUUAUUCUCAUAAUCUUCUAAGACAAAUAGCAUUAACAUUAAAAGAUCAACAAAAUGAUUUUUCAUCAAAUAAUAUCUUUGAAUUUAUUAGAAUGAUUGAUUAUGAUAAUGAUAUUCUUCAACGAUUAGAACAAUAUGAAAUAAAAGAUUUUCAAUUAUGUUAUAUUGAUCAUGUUAUUGAAAUCUACAAAGAAUCUAUUAGUGGAUUUCAACAUUUGUCUACAGAUAUUCCACCAUUACUUCGAGUUCGUAUUGAUUCUGAAGUAAAUGAAGAAUUGAUUCAAAAAUUAAAUGACAACAUAUUUAAUAUGGAUGACAAUAAUGAUAUAGACAAAAUUCAAAUAAAAAUUCAUAUAAUUACAAAAUUUCUUAAUGAAUUAAAAGAUAUUGAAGAUAAUCUUCAACAAAAAUCUACACAAUCAUUAAUUGAAAUAUGUCAAUAUUUAGCAAUCGAUAAUCCAAUUAUUUUAUGGUUACCAAAUAGAAUUAAAUGUGAAAAUUAUGUUGAUCUUUAUAUUCAUUUAAUUUGUACAAGAUCAAAACUUCAAGAAAAAAAAUUUAACAUAGAAAAACAACAAAUAAAAUUAUGGAAUGAAAAUCUUAAUUCACAUGAACAACAAGAUCAAUUAGAAAAUCAUUUUUAUCAAUAUUUAAAUUUACAAUAUGAUAAACAAAAUAUGAAUGAAAUAAACACUUGGAAAAUUACUUCAGAAUCAAACUUUGAUUUAAAAAAUCAAUAUUAUUUACAUCAUAUAGAUUCAUCUGUAAAUCAACAAGAAAAUAAAUCUAAAGAUUUCUCUGAAAAUGAUAUUAAAUAUAUAUCUUUAAUGACAUUAAAUUUAAAAUCGGUUCCAUAUACAUCAUCAAUAUUUUUUCAACAAAUACAUAAAUAUCGAGAAGAACCAUCAAUAAAAUCAAUUAUUUCAAAUAAAGCACAAAAAUUUACAAUUAUACAUCCAAAUGGAGAAUCAAAAACAUAUUUAUGGAAAAAUGAAAAUUUUUGUGAAAAAUUACAAAUGUUAUUUAAUGAGAAAAAAUAUGAUCACGAUUUGCUUGUUGUUGUCAAUAAAAAUGAAAUUUUUAUUGAUUUUACAAAGAAUAAUUAUCGAUCAUCAUCAGAUCCAUCACUUUUAGAAUAUUAUAUUAUUGAAAAACAAUACUUGAUUCAAAUUCAAAUUCAUUUUCGAUCAAAUAUAUCUGAAUAUUUCACUACAUCGAAAUGUAAAAUUUCAACUAUUAUUCAUCAUUUUAUUGAUGAGAAACAACUUGAAUCUUUAUCAUCAGAUAGAAUUCUUUGUUUCUUUGAUGAAUUUGGCAAAUGUAUUGAUGAUGGAAUCAUCAAUGAUCUUUGUAAAACACAUCAUAAAACAGUAUUAAUUUUCGUAACAGAAGAAAUACCAAAUGCUAACAUUCUAUAUGAACUUGCUUUACAUUACAAUGAAGAUCAAAAUCAAAUGAUGAGUUUAUUUUAUUCAACAACAAAAUGGCAACAAAUUAAUCUUUGGCUAAAAACUCUUUUACAUCUAAUUGAUCCUUCUGUUGAUGAUUAUAUGUUUUUAAUCCGAGAAAAGAAAACAAUUCUUGAUAAUGAUCAAAGUAUUUUAUCAACAUUCGAUCAAACAGAAUCAAUGAUAAUCGAUAUUAUUAAUCGAAAUAUUGUAACUAAAGUUCAGUUUACAUUUGAAACAAAUAAUUACUCUAAUUAUGCUUUAAAAUCAACGAAAAUUUCUUCUUUAUUAAAUAACGAAAAUAUUCUUGAAUACUUAAAUUUAACUGAUCUAUCUUUUGAUGAUUGUCUUCUUGUCGUGAAAGGAAGCAAUGAACAUAUAUUAACAAAAGAAGAUCUUCAAAAAUCUAUAGAUACUUAUUCAAUUACUGAAAAUGAACCCAUUCAUUUUCAAAUAAUGACCUUAGUACAAAUAACAAAAUAUGACGAUGAAGAACAAAUAAAAGUUCCUUUAUUAAAUAGAAAUAUAACUAUUGAAGAAUUAUUACAUU
Rotaria sordida is the source of this 3048-nucleotide messenger RNA. Lineage: Eukaryota; Metazoa; Rotifera; Eurotatoria; Philodinida; Philodinidae. The record is from the annotation of a GenBank genome assembly.